Molecule: messenger RNA, 2529 nt
Organism: Volvox carteri f. nagariensis
Lineage: Eukaryota; Viridiplantae; Chlorophyta; Chlorophyceae; Chlamydomonadales; Volvocaceae
Exons: 7
Coding region: 1-2529 (842 amino acids)
Source: RefSeq, a predicted model, not a curated record
AUGGAGAUCGACGAAUGCGUUAGCGAGCAUGUGGGCAGGUGUCGGCGUCAACCAACAGCUGCUGCAGCAGCAGCGUUGAGCGGCAACGCUCAGCCUCCAGGACCGCACCAUGGUACCCAGAAUGCCAUCAUCAAGUCGUUGCUCAACAACCCUUUCGAGCCCCAGCUGGCCCGAGGCUUGCAGGCCUCUCAGCGGCCCUCGCCCACAGUCCACGCUUUACGCUUUGACGGCUCUGGAGCCGGCGCCGUCCCUGACGCCACACCGCUGCUUAGUACCAGCACCGCGACGCACCACCUCCUGCCGGCGCAGCGUAGCCUAGACGGUGGUCUAGCACCUCAACCUAGCUGGGGUAGCCCGAGGUCCGACCCCAUGUGCCCAACCUGCGACGCGAGCGCACUGGAGGUGCAGCAGCAGCUGCUGGAGAGUCUGGCGGACCUGGAGGAGGAGCUCACCAUCUGGGCAGCGCCACCCAAGUGGAACCCCUCGAGCCAGGGCCGCUGGUACCUGUACCCGCCCAUUGGCCGCAAGGAUGUGAACCCCGUGGAGCAGCUCCUAGAGACCCUGGCACCCAGCCAAGCCUCCGCGGUGGUGUUGUUCGCCGAGCUCAUGGCGGGUCGUGCGGUGCGGCUGUGCCGCGAGCUCGGGCACGAGCUGGCGGAGAGCCGGGCGGAGGUGGAGGAGCGCACGCAGCGUCACGCAGAUCACGCGGCUCAGCUGGGCAAGGCGAUUAUGCGGCUACAGCAGCAACUGGACGAGGCGCGACGAGCCGCGGCAGCGGCAACCUCGGCUGCGGCCGUCGCCAGUGCCGUCGCCGCCGCUCAUCAAAGCAACUCCACAGAGACCACCACCGUCGCCACGACGCCGCCGUCGCAAAAGCAGCAGCACCACCACCAGCAGGGGCACGACGGCAACGGUGGCGGCGGCAGCCUCCGCACUAGCCUGACGGCCCUCUCUGGCUCAGGUCAAGCCGCCGCCGCCGCCGCCGCCAGCCCGGUCGUGCGCCCGAGCUCGCGUGGCACGACGCCGCCACCUGCCGCUGCCGUCGCCGCGACAACAAGGACGACGACCGCGGCGGCAGCGGCAGCGGCGGCGCACGCGAGUGGUCGCCCUGGUGGCGGCGGUGCCGCCAGUGGGCUGCAUGGUGAGAAGAAGGCCUCCGGUCGUCCCGGUUCCUCGGCAGCCACUGAGGGAGGCGGUGCUGCUGCUGCGGAGGACGAGGACCUCACAACCCAGCUAGAGCAGAUGCGGCAACUGUUCUUAGAGGCCCACGAGGACAGUCGUGCCCUACGGGAGGCCCUCAUGGAGGUGGACGAGCAAAACAUGCAACUGUACGAGCAGAGCAACGGUCUUCGGCGCCACGCCGCCGCUGUACUGAAGGAGAACGACGCGCUACGGCAGGAGGUCGCGCAGCUGCGAGGAUUGCUGACGACGGGAGCCACCGGCGUCGCCAGCCUGGCGGCGACCGCUGCAGCGGCGGCAGCAACGUCGAGUGCAUCGACGGCGGUGGUGGCGACAGCGGCGGACGCCGCGGCGGCUGCAGCCGGGGCGGUGCCCCAGCGGCGGGGCCGAUCCGUCCACGGCACCAAGAGCGUCGGCGGUGGCGGCGGCGGAGGGAGUACAACUGAGAGCAGCCUACGCGCCUCCGUCAACAUCCCGCUCGGCACCAAGGAUCAUCAUCCUAGCACCUCCGCCGUUGCCUCUACGACACCACCGCGACCGCCACCGUUGUCAAGCUCUAGUGCCGCCGCACCAACGGCGACGGUGACAGCUGCAGCGCCGCCGUCAUCGUCAGCAGCUCCCCCUCCGCCAGCACCAGGGCCGUCGGUAGGUGCUGCGACCACGUCCAUGGCCGUCUUCGCGCGCAAGACCGACGGAGGCCUCACCGGUACAACUGUACGGGCCUCAGUACGACGACACGCAGGAUCCCUUGCCGGCCUGGAAGGGGCAGCUGCGUCGGGAGGGGUGGGUCGUGACCCACAUGCGCCGCCGCUGCCACCGGCACGUGCUACCUCCUCUGCUCGUCCCAAGAGCACGCAGCGGAGCGGUACGGCGCUCAGCGGCGGCCGGCCGGGGGAUCCCACGUCAUCAACUCCAAGCAGCAGCCUCGAGGGCCCUGUGGGUAAGGUUGCUGUCGCAGGCUCUGCCGCUGCCGAUCGUGCAAAUAGGAAGACCAUGUCCGAGGCGCUGACGGCGGACGGCGCGUUGGCGGUGGUGCACGCGAGCAGGCGGCCCAUCGGCGCCAUCGCGGCGGCGGCCAGCGGGACGUGCUAUGCAGUGCCGCCACGCUCUCGAAGCACGGAGCUGGUACCAGGGUAUUCUAACUUUGUGACGGAUGCCGCACUCGCAAAGGCAGCGGCUUCUGGCGGCACUGCCAAGGCUGCCUCCGCCGGCGGCGCCAUAGGUGGUGGUGGCGUCGUCGCCAGCUGUGAAGGAGGUGGUGGCGGGGCGCUGCAAUAUGGCGCGGAGGCGCCAUCGCGGCCGCAGUCGCAAGCCCAGGCUCGGGGGCUGGCGGCGGCGGGGUCGCAAUGA